Homalodisca vitripennis (glassy-winged sharpshooter) is the source of this 2553-nucleotide messenger RNA. RefSeq names its product protein O-glucosyltransferase 2-like. Gene Ontology annotation, cellular component: endomembrane system. Lineage: Eukaryota; Metazoa; Arthropoda; Insecta; Hemiptera; Cicadellidae. The transcript has 8 exons. Gene Ontology annotation, molecular function: glucosyltransferase activity. The record is from RefSeq and is a predicted model, not a curated record. Bases 574 to 1917 code for a protein of 447 amino acids.
UCUAUGAAAUGCAUGACCUCUGAUUGAGUAGGUGUGUAAGACUAGAGACUUAUUGCGGUUGAAAGUGAUGCAGCUGGACUUGUCAAGGUUGAGAGUCAUUGAGUUAGCUUGAGACCAUACAUCUACUUGUGUGAGAUCGUUCUGAAGGAGUACAGCAUCUUCGGCGGUGCAAAUCUUCAUGUAAAGCUUCAAAUCGUCUGCAAAGAGAAGAUGUUUGCAGCGAAGACGAGAUGUGACAUCAUUUAUGUAUAGGUUAAAUAAUGAAGGGCCUAGGUGAGACCCCUGAGGUACACCAGACGUAGCAACAAAUUCUUUUGAGAUGUGUGAUCUGUAUCGCACUUGAAGUAUUCUGUGUUGAAGGUAACUCUCAAGCCAACGGAGAAAGGUUCCUUGAACCCAUAUGCUUCCAGCUUCUUUAUCAGUAUAGUGUGGGACACUCGAUCAAACGCCUUGGUGAAAUCCAGCUCUAUAGUAUCAACUUGUUGCCUGAGCGUUAGUGCGUCAAUUAUGUAAUCCUGAAAUAGGACAAGGUUUGUCACAGGAGAUCUGCCAGAUGUGAAGCCGUGCUGGUGAAUGUUGAGGAGUUAUCCAGGUGCUUCAAGUGACGUAAAGGUAGACAUAACAGGAACUAAUAUCUAUGGAAGGAAUUGUAGGAUCUGGACCAACAUAUUUGAUAGAAAGGACGGUUCACUUAUAGUGCGGUAUAAGUUGUAUGAAACCUGCUAUGAUAUGGAGAUCACUGUCAAGUACAAGGGGCGUAAUGUGGAUGCAUCACCAUACAAAAUAAACGGUACCAUUCAGGCUGAAGAUUGCAACUGUCCAAUUCCUUUAGAAGAUUGGCUUCAUAACAACAAUUGUCCUUCUAGCCACUCACAAAUCAUGUCGGACCUGGAACCCUUUCCUACUGUAAAUUUCUCCACCUUUCACAGCCAUGUUGUCAAGAAAGUAGACAAGUCAGGGAGCAUGAGUGUCUGCAACUAUGCCAUCCUAAAUAACAAGAUAUACCGCAGAUGCUAUGGGCAACAUGUUGGGUUCAAGACAUUUGUAGAUGCUAUCUUGACGUCCCUGGCUCGCAAGAUAGAACUGCCUAACAUGGAGAUGUUUGUGAACUUGGGUGACUGGCCUCUCGUGUCUAAACAUGCUAAGGAUCUCUUCCCCCUCUUCUCCUGGUGUGGAUCUACCAGCUCCCUGGACAUUGUGAUGCCAACAUAUGACAUAACUGAGUCUUCCCUGGAGGCAAUGGGCAGAGUAAGUUUGGACAUGUUGUCAGUUCAGGGAAAUAUUGACAUUCCUUGGGAGAAGAAAGAACCAAAAGCGUUUUGGCGUGGCAGAGACUCCAGUCCCGAAAGACUUAAACUGAUUGAGAUAGCCCGGAGUCAUCCAGAUCUCUUCAAUUGUUCUAUGACCAACUUCUUUUUCUAUCGAGACCAAGAACAUAUUUAUGGGCCAAAAGAAAAACAUAUAUCUUUCUUUAAGUUCUUUGAUUACAAGUAUCAAUUAUGUUUAGACGGCACUGUGGCCGCGUAUCGACUGCCCUACCUGCUGGCCGGGGACGGCCUGGUACUCAAGCAGGACUCAGAGUACUAUGAGCACUUCUACGGAUCACUGAUACCGUGGCAGCACUAUGUCCCGGUAAAGCGGGACUUGUCAGAUCUGGUGGAGCGAGUCAGAUGGGCACGUAACCAUGACCAGCAGGCCCGAGAUAUCGUCUCUGCUGCUCAACAGCUUGCCCGGAGCAGUCUCUUACCACAAGACAUCUUCUGCUACCACACUGUCCUUUUCAAGGAAUGGAGCAAAAGACUGGUUGAAGAGCCGCAAUUGAGGAGAGGAAUGGAGGAAGUACCUCAGAUCAAAAGUGAACACUGCAAGUGUUCUGGCAGGUCAGACCUGAAUGCUGAAGCUCAUGAUGAACUCUAAAUGUGUAUGACAGGACAUUCAUAAAGCGGUCACAGAAAAGCUUCUCCAAUUAAAACAAGCUAAUACCAAUUUAGUACUGCUGUUGUAGAAGACUAGGUGACGGCAUUUCUUAAUAGUAUUCCAAAAAAUAAUCAAGAAUAAACAUACUAAAACUGAAAAUACCAAUAACUGUUGUAAUUUGUGAGCCUGAUAAGAAGAAUAAGCUAUCUAAUAAGUCUAUUCCACAGCUUCAAGUUACUAUGUGGAGCAAACAACAUGUUUUCUAAACUUUGUGUAUCUUCUUGAAGUAAAGCAUGAUAAAAAUGAAUAGGAUAAUUAAAUUAAGUGUGACGGAAGUUUGUAACCCUCCAGUAAUAAAAAAAGGGAUGGUGAACUCAGAGUUAUGCCAAAUUCCGUUCAAAUAUGCAGUGAAAUCAUAAAUCAAUAUCAUAGUUUUAACAAACUGGAUUUAAAUAUCAGUGUAAAUUCACAAUGUGUACUAUCUCCUAUCAAUACCUGUUAUGAAUAACAGAAAUGGGUUAGUGUAUUAAAUAGUGAUCAACUGCCAAUGAAGAGAUAAGAAGCCUGAUUUUAUGUAUUCUCAUACUAUAUAAAUGUACAAUCCAUUGGUCCAAAGAAUUGAACCUGUUCGUUUGA